AUGUCGACCGACAUGGCACCACGUGCUGGUCCAUCGGCGGUCAAGAAAGAGGAAAUACCUGAUAGCGCUGCCUCAUCCUCGCACUCGACCAACAAGUUGCCUGCCUAUCUGCCACCCACCACAAGCAAACCCGCCGACUUACCACGUGCCUAUCUCAAUGGAACUCAGGAUAUGCUCAGCCUGUUUGGUCUUAUGCCCAUCUAUGAUCGAUCUGUGCGUCCCUACAAUCCGGACUCGGUCAAGGCGGAGAACGCAGGAUCGGGAUCCUCCAACACGGCUGCGCGGGGAGCAGCUGCGGGUAGCGCGGCAUUGGCGACAGCAAACACGGCCAAUGCAACAACGGCUUCGGGAGGAGCAGGCCUAGCAAGGGGAGCCACGCCAUCGAGUAUUCCACAAGCUUCAGCAGCAUCGAAUGCGACCCCUCGCCCUACCAACGUACCCACGGGUGCAGCAGCCACUACAGGCCUGGUAAGCCAUCCAUCGCACAACGCCUCGAGCACCGGUCGAAUCUCGACGCCAGCCCUACAGCUCAACGGUGGACCACCGACCUUCCCGCUGCAUACGGAUUCGUCCGCCAUCCUCGCCGCCUCACCCGGACAACUCGCCGCCUCAGCUGCAGCCGCUCCUCCAGCGCGCAAACCGACCAAACCUCCGCCCACCUAUGCGCACUACGUCGACGAUCUCGCCGGCCGAGUGCGUCCGCCGCGCAAAAGCGCUCGAGCCGCCAGAGAAGCUAAAGGCGCAACGCUCGUCUCGAUCCUGUUCAAGCCCGAGUACACACCGCAGAACAUCGUACCACUGGACAGGGAGCUGAUGCAGGCAGCGUUCAGUGUCGAGCCGGGUCCCGUGGCCGAGAUCGAUCAAGCGCUGUUGGAACCGGACGAGGAGGAAACGGUCAAGCCGAGAAAGAAGAAGAAAAAGUUCAGGCAUGAGGCGAUGGCAGCGGGUGGAAUGCAGGCCAGCUCGAAUCCCUCGAGUGCUGCUCGAACGCCCAUCCCUAGAUGA
Molecule: messenger RNA, 1005 nt
Organism: Sporisorium graminicola
Lineage: Eukaryota; Fungi; Basidiomycota; Ustilaginomycetes; Ustilaginales; Ustilaginaceae
Exons: 1
Coding region: 1-1005 (334 amino acids)
Source: RefSeq, a predicted model, not a curated record